UUCCCCCCGAACCGGUGAUUUUUACUCCAGUUUGUCGACAAGUAUUGACGAGAACAUUUCUUACUCCAACAAUCUUCACUUUUCCGUUGAUAAUCAACUCCAAAAUGGUCGUCAUCAUCGAGAACAAAAAUGACUUGAUCAAGAGGCUAGAGGAAGCCGGUGACAAGCUCGUCAUCAUCGACUUCUUUGCCACCUGGUGCGGCCCAUGCAAGGUCAUUGCUCCCCAGUUUGAGGAGCUGUCGAAGGAGUUCCCAGAUAUCGUUUUCCUCAAGGUCGAUGUCGACGACAACGAGGAAAUUGCUACUGAGUAUGAGAUCGGCAGUAUGCCGACGUUCGUCUUCAUCAAGAAUGGAAAAACCGUGCACCAAUUUACUGGAGCCAGCCUUCAAAAAAUCAAGGACGGUAUUGAGGCGCACAAGAAUUAGACCCAAUCUCGCAUAAUAAACAAACUGUACGCCUUAUAACUGUUAUAUUUAAACCGAAAGAAGUUUAAAAUCGAAGAUAAUUAAUGAAAAAAAUUGAUAAUAGUUCAAUUAAAUCAUACACGGCAUUAACAUUACCAUGUUUUGUACAUAUUCUAUUGUGUACUCUUCUCGGACACGGAAUUUGAGAUGUUUUCACGAUAGAAAAGACUGUGAACAUGAGUUUAAACAGUAGCAACUUUAAUUCGCUACAUUUUUUCCAUUCGUUUGUAUCUGACUUGAUUGAUGUACUUGGCCUUUUGAAAUAUACACGAUGAAUUAGGUGAAUAAAUUCA
Molecule: messenger RNA, 757 nt
Organism: Diachasma alloeum
Lineage: Eukaryota; Metazoa; Arthropoda; Insecta; Hymenoptera; Braconidae
Product: thioredoxin-2
Exons: 3
Coding region: 105-425 (106 amino acids)
Molecular function (GO): protein-disulfide reductase activity
Source: RefSeq, a predicted model, not a curated record